AUGUCCAACAGUAAUAGACAACACCCUCAGGCACCCGGAAAACUCUAUCAAUUCAAGCUUGUUUUACUAGGAGAGGCUGCAGUUGGCAAAUCUAGCCUAGUAUUGCGUUUCGUCAAAGAUCAAUUUGAUGAUUACAGAGAGAGCACUAUUGGAGCCGCUUUCUUGACUCAAACUAUCCACCUAGAUGAUAAUACAACAGUAAAAUUUGAAAUCUGGGAUACAGCCGGCCAAGAACGUUAUAAGAGCUUGGCACCAAUGUACUAUCGAAAUGCAAAUUGUGCUGUAGUAGUAUAUGAUAUAACUCAAGCUUCUUCACUUGAAAAAGCCAAAUCAUGGGUAAAAGAGCUUCAAAGGCAAGCAGAUCCUAACAUUGUUAUUGCACUUGCCGGAAACAAAACUGAUCUGAGUUCACGUCGAGCAAUUGAAAGAGAGGACGCACAAGCUUAUGCCCAUGAUGCUGGUCUCUUGUUUUUCGAGACGUCAGCAAAGACAGCAGCCAACGUGAAUGAAUUAUUUACAUCAAUAGCAAGAAAAAUGCCAUUGGAUCAAUUAGCUCCAAACUCGCGUCUACGAGGCUCCCUUUUGAAUAACAAAGGCGUAGAUCUGACGAAUCCUCCUCAAAAUAACAAUUAUUGCGCAUGUUGA
This is a messenger RNA of Ambispora gerdemannii, 645 nucleotides long. The record is from the annotation of a GenBank genome assembly. NCBI's taxonomy places the organism in Eukaryota, Fungi, Glomeromycota, Glomeromycetes, Archaeosporales, Ambisporaceae.